Molecule: messenger RNA, 1515 nt
Organism: Coffea eugenioides
Lineage: Eukaryota; Viridiplantae; Streptophyta; Magnoliopsida; Gentianales; Rubiaceae
Product: peroxisome biogenesis protein 16-like
Exons: 9
Coding region: 129-1226 (365 amino acids)
Biological process (GO): peroxisome organization
Cellular component (GO): peroxisomal membrane
Source: RefSeq, a predicted model, not a curated record
GCCAAAAAUAGAAGGGAGAAGAAGAAAGGCUUAUUUGAAGACCAAAAAGGUUCGAUUGAGCAGCCAGGAUAUUCAGUUAAGCAUGAAACAGUAGCUUGUUGGUUCCAAUUGUUCUUUUUCCCCCUCUGAUGGAAGCUUACAAGAGGUGGGUCAGGGCAAAUAAAGACUACGUGCAUUCACUGGAGGCUCUUGCCAAUGGCUUGACAUGGCUUCUUCCAGAACGGUUUUCAGAGUCAGAAAUUGGACCAGAAGCAGUAACUUCAUUUUUGGGCAUAAUCACUGCUGUACAUGAACACAUCAUCGAGACAACUCCAACUCAAAGAAACACUGGGCAGGUUGAGUCCUCUUCCUUCCCAUACUCACUAUGCAUAACUUUGCUUAAGGACUUGGAAACAUUGGUUGAAGUUGCAGCUCAACAAAUUUUUGGUGAUGAUAGAAAAUGGAACUUCAUUGCUGCCACAGAGGCUACCAAGGUGUUAGUUAGGCUAGCUAUAUUUUGGAACAGUGGGUACAAAAUGGUCUUGCACGGUGGAGAGUCUGUAAAUAUUGAGAAGGGACGAGAUGCUUAUAACUCCCAACAGAGGCAAGGGCACUUUGCCAAUCCUGGAAACCUUAAUGGGACUUAUUAUUAUGGUCAGGCCCCAUGGAAUCUUGAAGGAAGGGCACUGUCGGCUUUGAGUAGGUUUGGAGCGAAUGCCAGGAUGUUAUCUGAGCCGACACGGUUGCUUAGGGUUCAACACCAGCAAGCAAUCAUGGAGCCUCCAAUUAAGACAGCUGAGAAACCUAGCCUUUCCAGCAUCUUGUCAGAAAAAGGUGUUUAUGGGGGCUUGUUUCUGAUGGGGGAAGUAAUGUUUAUUGUAAGGCCUCUUGUUUAUGUGUUACUGAUAAGAAAGAAUGGCACUCAGUCUUGGUUUCCAUGGUUUACGUCGCUGGCCAUAGACCUAAUUGCAAAUGGUGUUCUUUCAUAUGUGACUGCAUUGAGGACUAUCAGGAAAGACCCCCUUUUUGAUCUUUCCAACCAAGAGAGGGAUGAGCUAAGGAGGAGGAAGCUUAUGUGGGCUCUUUACCUUAUGAGAGAUCCUUUCUUUAUGAAGUACACACGGAAAAGACUUGACCAUACCCAAAAGCUACUAGAGCCUGUACCUGUCAUAGGGUUUUUUGCAGAAAAACUUAUUGAACUUAGUAUUGGAGCACAGACACGCUACACCUACAUGUCAGGUUCAUGAUGAAAUUUAUUUCUUCUGCAUGAUUUAGAGGUGAAGUAUUCCCAAAUCAGGGAGCAAUAUUUGGAGUUUUUACCAGGAGUAAUACUUCUAGUGCAAAUUGUUGUAUCAAAUGUUGGUUUCCUCGGUAAAACGUACACAAGGUCAAUGUUGUAGUCCCUUGCAUCAACCAAGCACACCACAGUUCUAAUAAACAGUAACUUGUAAUAGUUAAACAGUUUCACAAACAAUUACUUAUAAUACUUCCAUCAAUUAGAAACUGUGGCACAACAAAUUAGUACUUGCUUUGUUA